Messenger RNA from Gymnodraco acuticeps, 2170 nucleotides. It is a transcript of the gene slc39a4, whose product is annotated as solute carrier family 39 member 4. Gene Ontology annotation, biological process: intracellular zinc ion homeostasis; zinc ion import across plasma membrane. The transcript is spliced from 12 exons. Gene Ontology annotation, cellular component: membrane. Gene Ontology annotation, molecular function: zinc ion transmembrane transporter activity. The record is from RefSeq and is a predicted model, not a curated record. Lineage: Eukaryota; Metazoa; Chordata; Actinopteri; Perciformes; Bathydraconidae. Bases 1 to 2052 code for a protein of 683 amino acids.
AUGUAUUCCUCCGCGCUGCUGAUACUUGCCAGUUUGGGAUGGUUCGGGUCUGUUUCUGGGUCUCCCGCCGUGGGGGAAGCGUACGCGGCGGUGCUCAGCAUCGUGUCUCCCGGACAGGAGUAUCUGACAGAGGAGUCCCUCGGCUCGGUCUUUAAUACACUCGAGAAACGUGUGCAGUGCAGCGAAGUGUCGUGUGGAAAGUGUGAUUUAACAGAUGCUGUUCACCAGCUGAUCAGCAAUGGAACUGGAAACGCAAUCAGUGUGUCUCAGUUCACUGAUGUGGCUGCCGGGUGUGUGCUCUACCUCUCCUCCCCCGGCCUGGUGUGCAGCGCGGUGAGGCAGGGGAGGUGGGGAGAGGAGGCCGAACGUUUCCUUCAUGAACUCACCCAUCAGGAGCACCAGCAUGGAGACAGCGGGCCUCACCAGGAACAUCAACACGAGCACAUAGACGUUCAUGCAUUAAAGGUGCUGCUUCAAAAGCUUCAUCACCAAUAUGUGCCCAUGGAGAGUGAGAGGUGUGUGACAGCCAGUGAUAUCAUGACAGAGGUCAGUGCAUCCCCAGCAGAGAAGGGACAGGAAGUGGGGGCAGUUUUGGGUCGCGUCCUGUACCACGCCUUGAGAGGUCACUGCUUCAUCAGCCGGGCCCUGCCUGAGGAGAGCUUCUUCAUGGACGACAUCAUGGAGCGCCUGGGAUCGGAGAACUUCACUGUCGAGGAUUUGGAGGCUCUCAUGAAGAGUCUGAAACUCGGACCUGACAACCAACAUCAGCACGAACACGGACACACAGACUCACAUGCUGAUCACGAUCAUAGCGGUUUCAGACGGACGAGGAAGAGCGGCCAUACUCGUCACGAGGGCCAUGCAGGAAACACCACCUGGGAUAAGCUGUGUCUCUCAGCUGAAGAGCUGGUCCUGAUCCACAGCCUGGCAGAGAACAGCUCUGCCCCCCCCGGUCUGGGUCAGAUCGGCCUGGCUCAGCUCAGCCCUGCACUGGUCCAGCAGAUCCUGAGCGGAGCCUGUGCAGAGGUCACAGACCCUCUGACACAUGAUGAGCUCACCGUGACUGAGAAGUACCUGUAUGCCACCCUUGCUAAUGUGGUGAUAACGCUGACGUCCAUGUUUGGCAUCGUGCUGCUGCUGUGCACCUCGUGCACCAGCAUGUUCCAGCUGUGUAUCCAGUUCUGCAUCAGCCUCGCUGUGGGUUCACUGACCGGAGACGCCUUACUGCAUCUGCUACCCAUGUUCCUAGGUCUACACGUGCAUUCAGACAACGCCAGCAGCCACGAAGAAAUGCCGGACUACAUUUACAAGAUGUUGGUAUUGAUUGGCGGGAUCUACUACUUUUAUCUGAUGGAAACAAUCUUCUCUCUGGUGGCGUAUAAAGAUAAUCAUCAUCAUCAUCAACAUCAUCAUGGGGAAGAAUCAGAGCCUCAUCACUGUGACCAUGGCAGGGUUUUAGAAAUGUAUCAACAAGAUAGGAAACAAAAGGACAAGUCAGAGUCAGCAUCAAAACUAGACCUAUUUCAGGUUAGCUUUGAAGAACAUGAGAAAUCUCAUUCCCAUCAGAAAGAGCGCACCAGAGAGCAGCGUCUGCUUCCCUACAUGAUAACUAUCGGUGACGGGAUCCACAACUUCGCAGACGGCUUAGCGAUGGGUGCAGCUUUCUCCCUGUCAUGGAAGUCUGGUCUGGCCACGUCACUCGCUGUUCUCUGCCAUGAACUACCUCAUGAACUGGGUGAUUUUGCCAUUCUGCUCCACAGCGGUGUGUCUGUGCGCAAGGCUCUGCUCUUAAACGUCGGCAGUGCCAUGACCUCGUUCGUGGGUCUGUACAUCGCUCUGUCUGUAGCCACCGACCUCGCCACCAAGCAGUGGAUCGCUGCCAUCACUGCAGGACUCUUCCUGUAUGUGGGGCUGGCUGACAUGCUGCCCACCAUGGUCCACAUCAGCAACAAGAGACCCUGGCUGAUGUUCCUGCUGCAGAACGUCGGCCUGCUGAGCGGGUGGGGUAUUCUGUUGCUGCUGUCACUUUAUGAGGAGAGAAUCAGCUUCUAAAACCAGUCAAGAAUCCCACGGUCUCACACGGCACAUGUCAUUGUUAUCAUUUAUGCAGAUUGGAAAAUCUUUGAACAACUUUCACAGUAACAUGAUGGUGUUUAUGGCCCUUAUUCAU